Molecule: messenger RNA, 1182 nt
Organism: Phaeodactylum tricornutum CCAP 1055/1
Lineage: Eukaryota; Bacillariophyta; Bacillariophyceae; Surirellales; Neidiaceae
Exons: 1
Coding region: 1-1182 (393 amino acids)
Biological process (GO): heme biosynthetic process
Cellular component (GO): membrane; mitochondrion
Molecular function (GO): protoheme IX farnesyltransferase activity
Source: RefSeq, a predicted model, not a curated record
AUGGGCAUGGGAUCAACCUUAACAAAAUCGAACAAAGGCAUUGCGGAUGAAAAGGCUAGAAAGGCUUCACCGGCCAAGGCUUACGCUGAUCUCGCCAAGGCCAAGCUUUCCGGUCUGGUGGUCGCCACUACUGCAGCCGGAUUUGUCGCGACAGGCGGUCCACUUUCAACCCAGCUAGACGUUUUCACAGCAUGCGUUGUUGGCACAGCCCUAUGCUCCUCAUCAGCUGCAGCUUGGAAUCAAAUUUUGGAGAUUCCUCGGGAUGAAAAAAUGAAGCGAACCCAACAACGACCACUGAUUACUGGUGCGCUCACACUGUCGAAAGCGAAAUCGGCUGCCGUGGUCUGGGGUGCUUCGGGUGCAGCCUUGCUGGCAGCGGGGACUGAUCCCGUUACUACCACGUUAGGCGUUGGCAAUAUUGCGCUCUACGCCGGGUUGUACACGUACAUGAAGCCUCGGUCCAUCUACAAUACGUGGGUGGGUGCUGUUGUAGGAGCAAUACCUCCGGUAAUGGGCUGGACCGCGGCGACAGGAGGAUCCAUUAUGGAUAUGGAAGCUUUGAUGCUCGGAGGCAUAUUGUAUCUGUGGCAAAUGCCACACUUUUUUGCGUUGUCCUACAUGUACCGGGAAGAUUACAAACGUGGUGGUUUCCAAAUGGUACCGUGUUUGGAAGCGGAUGGUGUCCAAACAGCGAACAUAGUUGUCCGAUACGCCUGGUAUUUGAGUGCUGUCCCGUUUGUAUGCGCUUUGACGAGCGUGACAAGCAGUAUGUUUGCUUUGGAAGGCGUUGCGUUGAACGCUUACGCCUUAACGGUGGCGCAUAAGUUCAAACGGGAGCGCACGAACGCUAACGCACGCAAAAUAUUUUUGACAUCCCUCUGGUAUCUACCAUCCUUACUAAUGCUGUUUUUGCUACACUCCAAAACCUGGGAUGAUGAGGAAGAAAAGACCAAGGAUCCAAUCGCUAAUUUCUUGUUUACGCAGAUUCAUUCUAUUCGCGACAAAGGAAGGGACUUGUGCGUUCACGAACAAGUAGUGGCAACUCAUUCCGAUGGCAAAGAAGCAUGCCCAGUCACCGUUGCGGCUAAACAAACCAGAAAGGGAGUGCAAAAAGUAAAGUCGACUGCGGAUUCAGCGACCGAUGCUAUUCAGGAGAAGUCCACAAAGAGUAGAGAAACGUAA